UUAUUCGGGAUAUUUGCUAUGCAUAUUCCAUUGAUAUUAACUCUUCAUUUGGAUAGCUUCUGCGUUAAUAUUGACCUAUUUAAAACAAUGGGCUUCUAAUUGUGUUUUGAAGUGAUUGGUCUUUAAAAACAAUGGGCCUCUGAUUGUGUUUUAAAAUGAUUGGUCUUAUGUUUUCGUCUUUGCCCUUGGAUUGAGUAGCAUCCAAUUAGUUGCUGAAAAGUUUAGGGUCAGAUCCGGGAGAAUAUUAGUAUGUUAAAGUUAAACAUGGGAUGGGAGCAGCGUAACCAAUUUCCUGAGUUGAUGUUGACCUUUGUUUGCAGUGCAAGUUUGCAAGUUGGAAUUUUAAAAGGAAGGAAACUUUAUUUUCACUUUUGAAGAUAGGAAAAUGCCUAAAGUAAAGACUAACCGCGUUAAAUAUCCAGAGGGAUGGGAAUUAAUUGAACCUACCCUUCGUGAACUCCAAGCAAAAAUGAGGGAAGCGGAGAAUGAUCCACAUGAUAAUAAGAGAAAAUGUGAGACAUUAUGGCCUAUAUUUAAGAUUGCACAUCAGAAGAGCCGCUACAUAUUUGACCUUUACCACCGGAGGAAGGAAAUUUCAAAGGAAUUGUAUGAAUUUUGUUUAGAACAAGGAUAUGCUGACCGCAACCUGAUUGCAAAAUGGAAGAAGCCUGGCUAUGAACGUUUAUGUUGCUUGAGGUGCAUGCAGCCACGGGAUCACAACUUUGCCACCACCUGUGUUUGCCGAGUUCCCAAGCAACUGAGAGAGGAGAAGGUCAUAGAGUGUGUUCAUUGUGGUUGCAGGGGCUGUGCCAGUGGGGACUGAUUGGCAAUUGCAAGGAGAGAUCUCAUGAUUUAUUUGUAAAUUAGCCUUGUUUCGAGGUUGUAUUGCCAACUCUGUAAGGAUAAUAUUUGAUAAUUAACGGCAUAGUUUAACUUAAAUAUCGGACCGGACUCUGUUCUUUAA
Neltuma alba is the source of this 964-nucleotide messenger RNA. Its product is annotated as protein BUD31 homolog 2-like. Lineage: Eukaryota; Viridiplantae; Streptophyta; Magnoliopsida; Fabales; Fabaceae. Gene Ontology annotation, cellular component: nucleus; spliceosomal complex. The transcript is spliced from 4 exons. Bases 386 to 823 code for a protein of 145 amino acids. The record is from RefSeq and is a predicted model, not a curated record. Gene Ontology annotation, biological process: mRNA splicing, via spliceosome.